Messenger RNA from Staurois parvus, 341 nucleotides. The record is from the annotation of a GenBank genome assembly. NCBI's taxonomy places the organism in Eukaryota, Metazoa, Chordata, Amphibia, Anura, Ranidae.
UACAUUUGGCACAAUACAGUCAGGCAAGUACAUUCUCCUGACAGCCACCAAACCCAGGCACGGCGAUCGGAUUGCCAGACAGAGAAGUGUGAUUUGUCACUCCAGAGAACAUGUCUCCAUGCUCUAGAGUCCAGUGGCAGCAUGGCGACUUUGCUGUUGUUCCCAGUUGCUUUCACUUUGUUUAUAAUACCACUAACAGUUGACCGUGGAAUAUUUAGUAGCAAGGAAAUUUUCUUAUUGCACAUGUGGCAACCUAGAACGGUACCACACUUGAAUUUACUGAGCUCCUGAGAGUGACCCAUUCUUUCACAAAUGUUUGUAGAAGCAGUCUGCAUGCCUAG